AGCGUGUGCCGUGGCCGGCGCUACCGUGAACCGCAGUUUCGUCCGCUUGGAUCCUGCCGUGGCGCCUCCUCCUCCUCCCCGGCCUCGUCUCUCCGAUCCGUUCCGCUUCCAGAUCAACCAAGAGGCAAGAAGAUGGACUCGCAUGGCUCUGCCGUCGAAGAAAUUGGUCGAGUUUCAUUUGUGUUCGACAUUGUAUCAUUGUUUAUCGACCUCGCACCACUGGUUCUUGUGUUGGUAUUGCGAAGAUUGGAAACAGCCGUGAAAUAUCAGUCACCCUUUUCUGUCUUCUCUGGAGCCAUGCUGAACAUGGUGCUGGUGUUUCACCUGUUGUUCGUCGUUAACACCGAAGAGCACAAGUCUACUCUCUUUGUUAGCGUGGCUGGAUUUGUUUUGGAUACGGUGUAUCUGUUCCUCCUGGGACUCCGGAAGAGUUCUCAAAAAUUUCGUUGCGUGGGAUUAUUUCUGAUGGUUAUCUCGAUGUUCCUGUUCUUUGUGUGCUCCCCCAUUCUUAUCUAUCUGAUAGAUCUACAUUUUCACGUCAGUAAGGAACAACCCUUGGGUGCGCUAAUGUACGUCAUGACAGUUUUGACUGUUAUUACAGCAGGCUGUAGUUCUCUGGUGGAUCCGUGGAAGGCUAUAGGUAAAGUUAAAAAGCUACAAGCCAUGAAUCGUGAGUUACAGAAGCUGAAGCUUUGAAUCGUGAGUUAGCCCAAGCUAUGAAUCUCGAGAUGCAUUAUGGAAUAGGAAUGAUUGUUUGCUUCCUGAAACCGUCGAUUCAUGUUACUUCAUCAUUUAUGCUGCUAUUUUGAGUAGCAGAGAUUCACUGCUCAUGGCUGUGAGCAUUACCAAUGCUAUUUUCGCUGUUAUUCUGCUUGGCAUGCUUAUCAAAAAGUACAAGAGCUACAAGGCUUACAGACAAGAGUAUCGCUCUCUUUCCUCGUCAUUAGCGAAUGUGUAAUUUGAGUAAGUCAAUGCCAGCUAUGAGAGCACAAGCAUGCAUUAAUUUUGUUUUGUGGGAUGUUGGUACUCAAAAUCGAUUAGCUAUUUGAUCCGUGGAAUCAAUCUUGCAUGUAUGCGUUCAGACUUUAGAAUUCAGAUACUGGGCGUGUAGGUGUAGCUGUAAUCAACAGCUGUAUUCUUUCUUCGCUGGUCGUUAUUGCCCGGCGAGCAUUUGCCUUUUGCACUGUUUACA
This is a messenger RNA of Oryza sativa Japonica Group (Japanese rice), 1192 nucleotides long. NCBI's taxonomy places the organism in Eukaryota, Viridiplantae, Streptophyta, Magnoliopsida, Poales, Poaceae. The record is from RefSeq and is a predicted model, not a curated record.